UUAAUUUCAAAUAUGAAGCGUCACGAAGCCAACCCUUACAUCUUCGUCUCAAACUCCCUUUCCAGUUUUCAUCAUCAUAUUUGAAUUUUCCUUCUUUCAGUCACUCAGAUACACACGUAUCAAGGUCCGAGAAUGGAGAUGGCACACAGCCACCGGCUUCCUCUCAGGAGCAUCAAUCAGAAUAUUAUGGACAAGGACAAGCCUUGUAUUCCCAAUAAAGUGUCUCUUUCUGGGAACCAGAACCUGUUAGCCUCGACCCCGAGUAACCAGUUAGAUUCUGCUAUCAUAGAUAAUGGUGAGUACGAGGAUGCAGUUCCAGUAUUUGUGAAGCACACUGAAGCGAUGCUAGAUGAAAUUGACAUGAUAGAGGAAAUUGAAAUGGAAGAUGUGGAGGAACCUAUUAUGGACAUCGACGCUUGUGAUAGGAAUGAUCCGCUUGCAGUUGUUGAGUACAUAGAUGAUAUCUACUGUUUUUACAAGAAAACUGAGAAAUCUAGCUGCGUCUCUCCAGCUUACAUGACUAGUCAGUUUGACAUUAAUGAGAAGAUGAGGGCCAUUCUUAUGGACUGGCUUAUUGAGGUUCACUAUAAAUUUGAGCUUUUGGAGGAGACCUUGUUUCUCACUGUCAAUCUCAUAGACAGGUUCUUGGCAUGUCAGACAGUGAUAAGAAAAAAGCUUCAGCUGGUUGGUGUAACCGCCAUGCUAAUAGCUUGCAAGUAUGAGGAGGUAUCAGUCCCCACAGUUGAGGAUUUUAUUCUGAUAACAGACAAGGCAUACACAAGAAAUGAAGUUUUGAAUAUGGAGAAGCUAAUGGUGAACACCUUGCAAUUCAACUUGUCUGUGCCUACUCCGUAUGUGUUUAUGAGAAGAUUUCUUAAGGCAGCUUAUUCUGACAAAAAGCUGGAGCUCUUGUCCUUCUUCUUGAUCGAACUUUGCUUGGUGGAGUGCAAAAUGCUGAAGUUUUCACCAUCUCUGCUAGCUGCUGCAGCCAUAUACACAGCUCAAUGCAGUCUAUACCAGUUUAAGCAAUGGACUAAGACCAGCGAGUGGUAUACUGGUUACUCAGAAGAGCAGCUUCUAGAAUGCUCAAGGCUGAUGGUUACUUACCAUCAGAAAGCUGGAUCAGGGAAACUCACUGGAGUAUAUAGGAAGUACAGUUCGUUGAAGUAUGGUUGUGCUGCAAAAGUAGAACCAGCCCAUUUCGUACUGGAUGGUAAUUAAGGAAUCAAUGCAUGUCAUUUCACAGAACGUGUUUGAGGUUUUUUUGCUUGUAUAAACCUAGCAACAGAAGUUGCAGCAUCCUUACCCUUUUUAAUCUUUCUUUCUUUUCAAAUUUUGGUCUGUAUAUGUCUGUGCGGAUGUGCAGUUUAUUGAAUAGAGUACUUUUCUCUAUCAGGAAUCUAUGUUAUUUUCAUAUUGCAAGUAA
Molecule: messenger RNA, 1426 nt
Organism: Lotus japonicus
Lineage: Eukaryota; Viridiplantae; Streptophyta; Magnoliopsida; Fabales; Fabaceae
Product: G2/mitotic-specific cyclin-2-like
Exons: 9
Coding region: 133-1221 (362 amino acids)
Biological process (GO): regulation of cyclin-dependent protein serine/threonine kinase activity; mitotic cell cycle phase transition
Cellular component (GO): cyclin-dependent protein kinase holoenzyme complex; nucleus; centrosome
Molecular function (GO): cyclin-dependent protein serine/threonine kinase regulator activity
Source: RefSeq, a predicted model, not a curated record